GGCAGAGGAGGGCUGCCUCCGCCGUGGACACCUAGCUGCUGCCCCACCGGCCGCGAUCGGAUACACGGAUGGAACCAAUAUAUACAAAACAUGUGACCACGCUGCCCGACCAGGGCGGCGAGGGCACGUCGCGGCUCCUGCGGCACCUCGACCCGGCGGCGCCCGCGCCCGACGCCCUCGACGCGAGCGAGAUCCCGAGCGUGGAGCAGGUGACGGCCUGCCUCGACGACCUGGAAGUGUUGGUUGCGCGGGAGACGCGGGCGAACCACCGAUUGCGAAAGGAGGCGGCGGCGCGCGGCGAACGUAUUAGAAGCGGUCUGGCGCGCUUCGGAGAGGACGUUGGCGAGGAAGUGGCUGCGGCGCGCGUUCCGAUCGGCGAGGCAUCAAAGGCCUUCGCCGACCACAAACUCGCGGAGGCCGGCGACAAUACACUCGCCGGCGAGGAUAAGCUGUUGACCAAAGCCCACCAUCGGCUCGAACGACGGCAGUCCCUCCAGACCACCAUCGAGGGCAUCGUGUCCUGCGCGAAGACCGAGGCGUUGUUACCAAAAAAGAACGGCAACGGCUGGGCCCUCGCGGUCAAGGACGCCGAGGCCUGGGGCCGCGCGGCGUUGGUGGCGGAGCCCGUGCCCGACGUGGCGGCGAUGGCGCGCGAGAAGCGGAAGGAGCGGCGGCGGAGUAAGGGCGACGCGAAGAGCGACGCGAAACGGGCAGCAGCAAUAAAGAAAAAAGAUGCCACCAAAAAGCACGAGGAGUGGGUCGAAUCGAGGCGGGGCCGGUUGGAUAAGAAGUAG
Pelagomonas calceolata is the source of this 794-nucleotide messenger RNA. The record is from the annotation of a GenBank genome assembly. Lineage: Eukaryota; Pelagophyceae; Pelagomonadales; Pelagomonadaceae.